AUUAGAAAAUUCUUUAUUUUACCCUAAAUCACAAUACCUAACAGCAUAAAUAAACUAAUAAAAGAAUGCUUUUUAUCAACAGAUGGCUUUUGGGUGUUAGUUCCCUUUUUUGGCUAAUUGAAUUGCCUCGCGUUGGUUCUGUGAAAGCAGGAACAACCGAGGAACUAAUAGAGGAAAUUCACUUCCAAUUGUUUACAAGGGAAAAUCCCAAUGAGCCUCAAAUACUUGAACUGGACAAUGCCACUUUACUGCACCAAUCCAAUUACAACAACAGUCUGAAAACCAAGUUCUUUGCUCAUGGACUCAACGGUUCUCCCACGUAUAGCUACCCCACAAAAGACGGAUAUUUGGAGCGGCAGGACUGCAACUUUAUUGCCAUCGAUUGGUCCACCAUGGCAACAGGGAAUUAUUCUUAUGUCUCUACCAAUUACGUGCCGCUAGCUGGAAUGCUCACCGGCAAAUUUAUCAAUUUUCUCGUGACUGAAGGGGCAACACUAGACGAUUUUCACCUUAUUGGUCACAGUUUUGGGGCGCAUGUGGUUGGGUUUGCCGGAGCCGCAGUUACAUCUGGAGAGAGGGUAGCCAGAAUCACAGGUCUAGAUCCCUCUCACACUGACGAGUUUUAUCCGCUAGAAGAUACUGAUGGGAGGCUGGACACGACUGACGCUCAUUUCGUCGACAUCAUCCACACGGAAGGUCGCUUCACGGUACCCAUUGGCCACAUAGAUUUUUUCCCAAAUGGCGGACUUGUCCAACCUGGAUGUGACGGUGUCAGCGGAUGCUGCGCCCACUGCCGAGCUGUCGAUUAUUUUACUGAAUCCAUAACAACCGAGAUAGGAUUCCGUUCUAUUUUUUGUGAUUCCUGGGAUAAUUACUUGUCUGGCGCCUGCGAUGAAAAUGAAUCCGUUUUAAUGGGAGAAUACGUCGAUACAUCGUAACAAUAAUUAAUCAAUCAGUCGUAGAUUAUUUUAAACAUACUUAUAUUCAAUGGAACAUUUUUUAAAAUGUUAUAGAGCUAUUGGCGCCUUUUACCUGACUACCAACGAAGUGUCUCCAUUCGCAAUGGGAUAGGCCAACAGAAUUAUUUUUUGAAUCGCAAAUUAAAGAAAAAAACAAAAACGUUUUCUACUUCAGAAAUUCUGAGGCUAUCUAUGUUUCCAUACAAUAUAGAUCCCGUUAUUAUCGUGCGUUACUGUCAAUCACUUGUCAAUCAUUAAAUAAAAACUUCAAGUGAUAAUAUAAA
Messenger RNA from Daphnia pulex (common water flea), 1243 nucleotides. RefSeq names its product pancreatic triacylglycerol lipase-like. Bases 66 to 938 code for a protein of 290 amino acids. The transcript is spliced from 8 exons. Gene Ontology annotation, biological process: lipid metabolic process. Gene Ontology annotation, molecular function: lipase activity. The record is from RefSeq and is a predicted model, not a curated record. Lineage: Eukaryota; Metazoa; Arthropoda; Branchiopoda; Diplostraca; Daphniidae.